ACAAGGAGGAACUUCUGUACAACAACGCGGGUUUUUUAAAGAAAAAAAAGCUAGCUAGCAAAGCCAGCUAAACAUAGGUCCUUUCUAACCAGCAGAUGAGUUGUGCUACAUUGUUUUUUCACUACCACUUUACAGCCAUGUUGGUUGUUAAGAAUUGAUAGAUAACAGAGAAGGAAAUGGACGUAGUAGACUUUGGUUUGUUGUUUUUAGCUGGCAAAGUGUCAGUCGGCUUGCUAACUAACGUUAAUGUUAACAUUAGCUAACUGUUUACCAGUUAGCUAGCAAGAUGGUUAAGUGGCUCUAGUGGGUGGUCUUUGUGCUUCGGUAGCUAAUUUUUUAGUUUUGUGGUUGAAAGUAUAUAGUAUGCUUACGCUGUCCUGGAGUCAUUCGAUAUUACUGAUCUUAGUGGGAUAUCUGGUUGCAUGAUACGACACACACAUUAGGUUUGGGGUCGGGGGACGCCACAAUAAUGGCAGGGGUCAUCGCCAUGGCAUCUGUCAUUGAAGACUUCGAAACCCAGCCAUGCAAGAAACGCAAAAAAGACAGCGAUGCCGCAGGGGUCAAGACAAUCACCAAUUACUUCACACCAGUGGCCAAAACAGUGGAGAAGCCUUUCUCACCACCUCGCUCCAGCAAUAUCAUGGACUACUUCAAGAAGACCCCUUCAGCCACUAAUGCCAUCAGCCCACUUCAACAGUCCAAAGAGAAUGACCUCCAGCCUGUGGAAGCUGUGGCUGGUUCUGAACAUGCAGCCAAACGAGGUAAGCCUCCGUCCAAAAAGCCAGGCAGGAAGGCUGGAAGAACUGCCAAAAAGGCUCUUGCGAUGAACCCUCCUGAGUCUGACAAUGAUUGCAUAUUGGUGUCGAGCACAGCUCAGUCAGAGGACCCACCAGCAGAUUCCACUGUGACUGUGGAGGACACAGGCAGCACCGCCUCGUUAACUCAAAACAACAGGGAGACUGUGGAGGACACAGGCAGCACCGCCUCGUUAACUCAUGUGGAGACUGUGGGAGAUGUGGAGGAGGCUCUUGAUAGCAACUGUGCAGAUGAUGCAACUGCUACCUCAAAUAAGGAUGCAACUCUAAAGGACACUUCUGAUAGUGGCACACCCUCUGUGAGGACAGACCCAAAACUGGACGGUGCUGGUCUUCCUGUUUGCUCCACCCCAGAGGAGAAGGGAAGGAGAGGCAGGGCUGCAAGGAAGAAUGGCCGAGGAGGAAAGGCCGACUCGGUGCAGUGUGAUGAUGUUCCAGAGACACAGGAGUGCUCUGAGCAGCAGCCACAGGCGCCAUCUGUGUCGCGUGACGCCGGAUUGGAGGAGGAGGAGGAGGAGGAGGAGGAGGCGGCGGCGGCGGCAAAUGAAGAGUCCCAGCUGAACCUCAGCACUGUGACCGUCUCCUUUGAGGACUUCUUAAAAAGUCACAGCCCAAAGGGGGCAAAGCAGCAGCAGCAGCAUCAUCAGCAGCAGCAGGAGGCAGACGAGGUGGAGGGAGAAGAAGAGACCGAAGCAGGUGGGACGAGACUGACUCUUACAUCAGUGGACCAGGCCGCUGACAGAUUGAGCGUCAGCAAACCCUCCGACGAGGGUGACCAGCCUCCCACACAGGUGUCUCCACGCACUCUGACCAUCCAGGCUGAGGUCCACGCCAUCUCCCCUGAUCAGGACCUCUCCCGGGCCUCCGAUCGAAAGGUGUGCUCCAUCUUCACCACCUGCCGCAGGAGUAAAGACAAAGCCGCGCCCUCCCCCCAGUCGCAGGACAACUCGGAGCCUCACCCCGCCCCCCCGAGGAAGUCCAACGUGGUGCUGCAGGAGGAGGACCUGGAGCUGGCUGUGCUGGAGGCUGCAUCCUCCUCCGCCACUGCUGUGCCCAAGUGCAGCCAGGCUGAGCGGAAGCAGUUCAUGAACGCCUUCAAGCAGCCCGCCCAGGACACAGCCAAGGGCAAAGCAGGCAAGGCAGCUGGCAAGCAGAAGCAGCAGCAGCAGGAACAGGAACAGCCAGCUGAGGGAGCUCCUCCAGCUGAUGUGGAGGAAGAGAAGGAGGAGGUGGAUGGGGAGGGGGGGAAGGCGAAGGGGACCGAGGUGGAGAUGGUGGAGGCUGACCCCAAGCCAGUGGAGCUGAAAGGUGCUGCUCAGAAAGCAGCUCGGAAAAAGCGUGGGAGGCCUAAGAAGGAGCAGAGAACCACUCCUCCAGCCGCUCUCCCUGCAGAUGCCGAGGCUCCUACUGCCCGUGAGGCCGGCGAAGCCCUGCCCAGUGCAGACCAGCCCAAAAGCACGCCCACGGCCACUGAGACCAGGAGGAGGUCCGGCCGUGAGCUCGCACGCAAGCAAAGCACGCCGGCCCCCCUCACACCCUCCUCAGAGUCUAAGCACGCGGAGAGCACCAGUAAACCUCAGAGCACGCCGGCCCCCCUCACACCCUCCUCAGAGUCCAAGCACGCAGAGAGCACCAGUAAACCUCAGAGCACGCCGGCCCCCCUCACACCCUCCUCAGAGUCCAAGCACGCAGAGAGCACCAGUAAACCUCAGGAGCUCCCUAGUCCGGCCAGCACACCCAAAACACACCGGCCCAAACGAAACAAGUAUCAGUCCCACAUGCUAGUUCCUCCAGAUGACAAAGGAAGCCCAAUCAGAAUGAAAUUCACCCGUGUGUUCAUAAGCCCUGGAGAGAUGAGCGAAUUUGAUAUCUUGAGUCCACUGGCAAAAGAGGACUCCAAGAAGAGGAAGAAAGCCCAGAAGCUGGUGCAGAAGGCCAAAGCCUUUCAGCAGAGCAGGCAAGAGGCCACCGAAGAGAAGGCACCUUUGCGACGGUCCUCACGCCGCCAGGACACAGCCAAGAGGAACUACUGCGAGCCUGAGGACCCAAUAAUAUGUUUGGAGAAUGAUGAGGACAGCUCCACUGUAAAAACAGAAGAUGCUAAAGCCAAGAAACAGAACCAGGUUCGCAGCCUAAAUGACGUUUUGGGAAAAAAUACACCUGGCACUAAAGUGACCAAAUCACCAGCAGUGGCGGGAGCCAAAGUGGCCCCUCUGUUCACGGGGAAGAAACCUCAGAGGCCAUCAGCUGUGAUCUCCAUAUUUGAUGACAGCAGUCGCGACGCCUCGGACGCCUCUCUGGAUGAUGAGCAGUUCCGGGCGCGUCGGGAGUUCCUGAAAAGCGGCCUGCCCGAUUCGUUCAAGAAGCAGAUCGCCAAAACGGCGGCCAGCCGCGAGGCCUACACCCUCUCCUGCUCCUCCUUCCAGAUGGUGGUGCACGUGCUGCAGAGAGCACCCAACUGUCCCCUGUGGAGUCUGCCCUGGCCUGCGUGCCCCCGUCUGGGCAGGCUGAAGGAGGAGUCUGGGGCUCUGGUGCUCAGGUCUCCGCUGUCUGCCGUGGGUCCACUCAGCCUCGGCAUCGUUCCUGCCCAGAGGAGCUGCAGAGAACAGCUUGUUUCUGGCUGGAGGGAGGACUUGUCUCCAGCAGUGCAGCGCUGGCUGGUGGAGGAGAUCAGCAGGUCCAACCCCUCCUUCCCCACGCAGCGCAUCUUCACCCAGCUGCUGAAGAGACGGGCCGAGCAGCUCCUGAAGCCCACAGCCCCGGACACAGAUAGUGUCCCUCAAGAGACAGCUAGGUCCAGCAGCUCCCAGCCAGUGGGAGGCAAGAGGAAACGAGAGGAGAAUGAGAGGGACUCCGCAGAGAAGGUUUCCAAGAAGCAGCGCUCCAGCCGCAAGGAGCCCGAGACCAUCACCAUCCCAGACGACAACCCAGAGCCCCCCAGGAGGGGCCGAGGGGCCCGCGGCCGGCUACGCAGACAGCAGCAGCAGCAGGAGGAGAGAGAGGAGCCCAAAGCAGAGGUGGUGUCCACACCCGCCAUCUCCCAGAAGGAUGACGUGAUUGUGCUGGACAGUCCGUCGCCCUCGGAGCACACCCCCACAGAGGAUGUGGUGAGAGAGGACGUGAUGUGGACAGAGAAGUAUCAGCCUCAGCACUCCAGUGACGUCAUCGGCAACAUGCAGUCUGUCAGGAGGCUGCACAGCUGGUUAAGAGAAUGGAAGCUGAGGGCCGACCGUGAAGAGAGGAAGAAGCAGCAGGAGAAGAAACAGGGGGACGACCUUAACGACUCCUGGCUCAGUGAGUGUGGUGAGGAGGAGGACCUGCUGUGUAACACACUGCUGAUCACCGGCCCUACAGGAGUGGGAAAAACGGCAGCUGUUUAUGCCUGUGCCCAGGAGCUGGGCUUCAAGGUGUUUGAGGUGAACUGCUCGUCCCAGCGCAGCGGCCGACAGAUCCUGUCCCAACUGAAGGAGGCCACGCAGUCGCACCAGGUGGACAUCCAGGGUGUGAACGCCCACAAGCCCACCUUCUUCAACAGCUACAGCAGCAGCAGCAGCGGUGGUGGUAGCGGCUCCAGACCCGGCUCCUCUCCCCGCAAGGUGAACUCACCCCGGCGGGUCUUGUCCUCCCCCCACAAGCCCCCCCAGUCUCCCCGACUGAAGAAGAGGGGCUCACUGGCCCCCACCUCUUUGGCCAACUUCUUCAAAAUGGGUGGCAAGCCUUCUCCCAAAGAGCCUGCCGAAACCAACGGCAAAAAAACACGGCCAGCCUGUAAGAGCCCUCGCAAGAGAGUCAAGCCCAAGGAGGCUUCUUGUUCAAGUGAGGAUCAGUCAGCUACACCAUCAGCGCCAGCUCCACCACCACCACCACCAGCGCCAUCGACACCAGCAGCAGGACCAGCCGUCGGUGGCAAGGCCCCAGGCGACGAGCAGGGCAAGAGAACGGCCACGUCACUCAUCCUGUUUGAGGAGGUGGACGUCAUCUUUGACGACGACACGGGCUUCUUGGCCGCCAUCAAGACCUUCAUGGCAACCACCAAGAGGCCCGUCAUCCUCACCACCAGUGAUCCUAAUUUUAGGACCUCAUUUGAUGGCUACUUUGACGAGAUCCACUUUGAGACUCCCUCUGUGGAGCAUGUGAGCAGCUACCUGCGUCUGCUGUGCCUGGCGGAGAACGUGCGCGUGUCUGCGGAGGACGUAAUGUCCCUGCUGCGCUGCACCGGCGGGGACGUCCGGCAGAGCCUGCUGCAGCUGCAGUGCUGGGUUCGCAGCGGAGCCGGACCCGGAGCCCCUCACACAGCCACCCAGUCGCUGCAGGUCAGUGGCAGUGAGGUAGCUCUUGAGCAGGAUGGGAAGCCAGAUGUUCCCCCCUGUGAUGCCGGCUGCACUGCCAGUCUCCUCGGCCUUCUCAAUGUCCAGCUUCCAGACAGCCUUCUCGAGUUCAUCAAGUGUGAGUCUGCGAGCCCACUCUGCUGGGAGCUGCUGGCUGAAACCGAGAGGAGAGGCUUUGACCUGCUCUACUCCAACAUGGAGGUCCUUCUCCCUCUGCCCACCUGUCCACUCAGACAGGCUCUCCCCAGAGCCCCCGUAGAGCUUGGGCCAGGCCAGACUGCCCCUUCCCCUGCCCCCACCACCAGCCUCCCACCCCAGCCUGCCAACCCCAACACUAAGCCCCCUCUGCUGGCUGAGACUGAGGAAGAGGCCAGUCCACUCAAAGUCUCUUCCAGGAUGAGGCAGAAGAAGCAGUGCCAUCCAGGCACCAAGGACCCCUUCCAGUCCGACUCGGACUCAGACGAUGGCUUCCUGUCGCUCUGCAGACCCGCGUCUGUCCCUGGCGAUGCUCCAGAGCCACUGAAGGAAGAGGAAGCGCCGCUCGCAAGGCCCGUGACAGAGAGGAGGAAGAGGGUCGAGUUGACCGAAGCCGAGAGGAAGAGGAGCGGCCCAGUCUCCAUCGCCCUGGGCGCCAUGGCUGAAUUCCUGGAGCACAUGUCCGCCCUGGACUCCUACCUGACGUGCCCGGCUUUGCAGGAAGCUGACGGUGCAUGUGUGCCGGCUGCGGCGUCCGGCUGGGCCCAUGCGGAGAUCCGGAGCGGCCUGACAGACGAGCCCCGGCUGCAGGCCGGAGGCAGGAGCGGAGGCUGCCGCUGGGCGGCUGGAGAGGAGCAGGUGCGGGAGAUCCGGGCGGCGAUGGAGAGCCUGAGCUUCAGGAGGUGCAGGGCCGGCGUGGAGCAGGCGUGGGGAGCAGCACAGUCUCUGGAGGAGGAGGAGGGGGUCAGGCAGGCGGCGCUCGACGAGAUCACACUCCCCACGGCUCCGCACAGACAGACCUUCAACAUCACGCCGGACAACACACUGUGCCAGCCAGGAUUGCCCCAGCGUAGGUGUGACCUGGUGAGAAGUGUAUGUAGCUCCAAAGUGGGCACCAGCAGCCGGGCGGCCAUAGCGCUCGACAUCCUGCCCACCCUGCGCACCAUUUGCAGAUCUGAGCAGCUCAAGGAGCAGGGCAAGGUGAAACGCAGGUUUCUCCACUACCUGGAAGGCAUCAACCUUGGUCUUCCCAAACAAACCCUUCAGCUUCUGGCAGCGGACUUUCCAUAAGCUGUGUGUGUGUGUGUGUGUGUGUGUGUGUGUAUGUGUUUGUUUGUGUGAUGACAGUAAAAUGAGUGUUGUACAGUAUUGUAACAUACCCACAAUAGUGGCCUUGAUUGUUUAUUAAUGUAGUGUACAUUUUGUAACAGUAUGUUUUUAUAAUCCAACUAUCCUCAGUACAGUGCCCUAAUUUUAUCAAGUAAUAAAUUCCUAGAUUUGACAGACAUUUAUAGAAAGAGUACAUGUUAACUUUUAAAAAUGUUUUCACUUGUAUUUGUAACCCAAGCUUCACUAUGCUUAAACGAUGUGUACUGAAUGAUGUUGAUGAUCUACUUCUCCCCAUGGUUAAAGUGGGGUUAUAAAAUGUCACGUUUUUUUUUUUUUAAUCACAUUUCUUAUAGGUUGUGUUUGUAUUUAUAUGAAGGUGUGGCUCUGGUUACUUUUGUGAAAUCUGAAAAAAUAAAACAUGUUUAUAUUUUCCCCCCCACA
Messenger RNA from Alosa sapidissima (American shad), 6889 nucleotides. It is a transcript of the gene atad5a, whose product is annotated as ATPase family AAA domain containing 5a. The record is from RefSeq and is a predicted model, not a curated record. Gene Ontology annotation, cellular component: nucleus. Gene Ontology annotation, molecular function: DNA binding; ATP binding; DNA clamp unloader activity. NCBI's taxonomy places the organism in Eukaryota, Metazoa, Chordata, Actinopteri, Clupeiformes, Clupeidae. The transcript is spliced from 23 exons. Bases 470 to 6409 code for a protein of 1979 amino acids.